ACAGUCCAAAUAUUUACAAGAAAAAAAUGUUUUAUGUGGAGUUGAACUUGAUCCCUUUUCUUGUGCGUGUGCAGAAAGUGUGUUGGUCGUGUAAUGGUUCUGGAACUCGUAUGUCUAAUGACCAGUGCAUAACCUGCAGGGGCCUUGGUCGAGAGAACUGUAAUUCAUGUAACGGCCACGGCUCUCGUGAGUGUGAAACAUGUCGUGGGAAGAGACAGAUGCUAGUCUUCAUCAAUCUUACUGUUAAAUGGACCACUGAAAAAGAUGAUUUUGUAGCACAACAAUCGAGUGGUCUGAGAGUGAAAAACCUUGAAAGUGUCUCAGGGAAGCAGCUGUUUCAAAAUGCCCAAUACAUGCUGUAUCCGGUUAUGGGUUUUCCUGAUGCUUCUGUCGCACAAGCUUCUGAACGUUUAGUACGAGAACAUCAGGCGAAAUACGUCCAAAACUCCCGCAUAUUACAACAGAGACAGACAAUAGAGCUCAUUCCCAUUACCAAAGUGAACUACAUGUGGAAAGGAAAAUCCCAUUUUUAUUUUGUGUAUGGAAAUGAGUUUCAAGUGAGCGUUGAUGAUUACCCAGCCACCUGCUGCUGCUCUGUGAUGUAACACAACAAAUAUCAUCUGAUAUAACCCUACACAUUUAUAUACACCAAAAAAUACCGUUCACACAACCACUACUGUGUAUACAGCAACAUUGAUUUAUUUCAUCUGAGUUUGUUUUUAAGCAGCCUGUGUUUGUGUAUUGUCUGAAAUGAUAAAAUUCUGACUUGAAAGUACAGACAUACAUUUGUGUUGCAUUUAAUUUCUUAUUUUCUUAUAACUGUUACUCAAAUGUUUAUAUACUGUAUAUGUUAUAUAUUCAUUCCGUUUUUUAUUUUGACCAAUAAAUCUAUUGUACAAUAUUUUUAACCUUCACAAGGAUGCAUUUCCAAGGGUUGCCAUCUUAAGGUUGUAAACAUUACAGGUCAAUGUUGUAAAGCAGUACAUUUCAACCGUUAUGUGUAAUGGUAUAAAAAACACCUGCUAAAUUUGUAUCUAGUCAUUAAAACAACUAAGAUUCAUCAAAACUCUACUCAUUUUAAUGUAUCAUCACUUCUAUGUGUAACAAUUUUUGAAUAGCCAGCUGGAUCUUUUAGGUCAGCCAGACGAAAAAGUGUCAGAACUGACCAUGAUUUAUGAAAGAGAGGCUUGUUUAAUCUGCUGCAAUGUUAAUCACAAUGUAUUUGUAACAUUUAGUUAUUAACAAUUACAUUAUGAAGUCAUUUAAAACUGAAAUUUAAUCCAGUUGAACUUGGUAGUCCUAAUAAACCUAUAAUUUUGAUACAGGCUCAUACUGUUAAGGUAAAACUUUCUCAGUGAAUGCAUUUAUUACCAAUAUAUUGAACCAUACUGUAAAAAUGCAGCAUUUUUGUCAACAUCUUACUAUGAAAAACGGUAAUAAAAAUGCUUUAAAAUUAAAA
This is a messenger RNA of Paramisgurnus dabryanus, 1459 nucleotides long. The record is from RefSeq and is a predicted model, not a curated record. NCBI's taxonomy places the organism in Eukaryota, Metazoa, Chordata, Actinopteri, Cypriniformes, Cobitidae.